CAUGUCUGACUUUGUAUCUUACUUCAGUUGCACGUUGGUGGAUCUACUAUACUUCAGCAAUGAGUCAAACAUGUGAAUGGAAAAAUGAGGUCAUAAAGAAACAGGCCCAAAAAGAACGAGAGAAAGACGUGGAAAAAAGAUGGGCAGACGUUAUGUCUAAGAACGGUGAGGGAGCUCCCGAAUGGUUAAAAGAAGCUGCUAUGAAGAAAAAGCAGAAACAAAGUUUGAAACUGAAAGAUGAGAAUUUAGCUCCAUGGCUAAAAGAAGUUCAGAAGAAGAAUGCCGGCUUAGCAAGAAGGAUAUCCGAUGCCACAAAUUGUGAAAUUGAAAGUAAUCUGGACUGAAAUACAAAUUUGGUGCGUUUUUUUUCUUUAUUACGAUAGUUUGAUAUGUUUCUGAAUGAAUGGUAACUAGAUUGUUCAAUAUCAUGUGAAUUAUAUACAGAGAUUAACUAUACUACAAACAUACAUAUACGUUUAUUAUCAUGAUUCCUUUACUUGUAUAUUAUUAUUUGCGCUUUAUUUAAUAACCUGAUUUGUGGAAAUCCAGAAUAUUUUCCUAACACAUGACUUUCAUUUCUUGAGUUUAUCAUACACUGAACAUGUAAACCCAAAUCUUGAUAAAUAUCCGAUUGAAUUUUUCAGUCCUUACCAAUUUAUCUUCACAGUUGAAAUCACGAGUCAAUCUAAGUUAAACCAUC
Molecule: messenger RNA, 700 nt
Organism: Schistosoma spindalis
Lineage: Eukaryota; Metazoa; Platyhelminthes; Trematoda; Strigeidida; Schistosomatidae
Source: the annotation of a GenBank genome assembly